UUCAACAGCGACUACAGCAGCAGCGUCAACCAGGUCGGCGUCAACCCCUCGUAUAUUCGGAGCGUUCUCGAUACCAUGACGCUGCAUGAAGCUGUCCGUGGGCUCCGCGCCGUCACGAUGGAGUAUGCGCUCUGGCUGCCGACGCAAAACUGCUGGGUCGACAUGGAUCGUCGCUGGGAGCUUGCCCACACGCUGCGCCGCCAAGCCCGGUGUGCUGCGUUGGAUGGCGACAACGCAGCCGUGUACCUCGAGGCGCUGCUUCGUAAUGUCGACGCAGACAACUGGGCGAGCACGGCGGGCUCGGGCUUUCAAACGGCGAUUCUCGACGCAGUAUUACAUGAUGCCGAUGGCCCGGCGUGGGUGGCCGCGACGGCCAGCGCCGCCACAUCGGUCGACGACGAAGUCACGUACUGGGCGACGUAUAAUCUACGCCGGUUUGCACUGCAUUGGCACAACCUCUGGCAAGGCGAGCAUUAG
This is a messenger RNA of Saprolegnia diclina VS20, 477 nucleotides long. RefSeq lists its product as hypothetical. The coding region runs from base 76 to 477 and encodes 133 amino acids. The transcript has 2 exons. The record is from RefSeq and is a predicted model, not a curated record. Lineage: Eukaryota; Oomycota; Saprolegniomycetes; Saprolegniales; Saprolegniaceae.